GCCGCGAUGGGGGAGGGGUGAGCGCGGCGGGCCGGCGGCAGGCACCGUCCCCACGGGGUGCGGCGGCGGCGGGCCGGGCAUGGAAGUGGAGAAGAUGGAUGAGAAUGAAUGGAAGUACCACGGGGAAGGCAACCAGAGCCUCGUCGUUUCUCACUGCCAGGGUUCGAAUUCUUGCUGCGGCGCUGAUCCGGGACUCCGGGAUGUAAUUUCGGUUUCUGGCUUGGCCGUAGACCUCAGCGUGAACGGGGGCAGUCACUUCACCCCCGAGUGGCCGUUUACUCUUGGGCGCUGUGUGGUGCUGCGGUUUUUGAAGUCCCCCCCCGACCAGAAUAAGACUUCAGAGGAAAUACUACACCAUCUGCAAAACAUCGUAGACUUUGGAAAACAUGUCAUGAAGCAGUUCUUUGGGGAGAACUAUGUUCACCAUGGGGAAAUUAUUCAACUGCCUUUAGGCUUCGUAAGACAGCUCUGCUUAAAAAUUCAGCCAGAGAGACCAGAGUCUCGCUGUGAUAAAGAUAUGGACACUCUUAGUGGUUAUGCAAUGUGCCUUCCUAAUCUUACCAGGCUGCAGACCUAUCGUUUUGUGGAACACCGGCCAAUCCUCUGCAUAGAAAUUAAGCCAAAAUGUGGCUUCAUUCCUUUUUCCAGCCAUGUUUCACAGGAGAUAAAGCACAAGGUGUGUCGUUACUGUAUGCACCAGCAUCUAAAGGUAGCGAACGGAAAAUGGAAACGACCAAGUAAAUAUUGCCCAUUGGAUCUCUUCUCAGGAAAUAAACAGAGAAUGCACUUUGCUUUGAAGAGCUUAUUACAGGAGGCACAGAACAACCUGAAAAUAUUUAAGAACGGGGAACUAAUUUAUGGCUGUAAAGAUGACCAGGACUGUGUCUCUGACUGGAACGAACUUGCUCGUCACUUAAAACCUUUCUUUUUUCCAUCCAAUGGGCUGGUCAGUGGACCACACUGUACAAGGACAAUUGUUAAAGAACUAAUCCACGUUAUAACUAUGACGCUACUAAGUAGUACUGAUGCCUGCAGGGCAGGUGAUAUGAAGACAGUUCCCAUUUCACAAGGAAGAAGCUACUGUGAAGCAAGUGCUUUUAAUAAGGAGCUACUAAGAAAUGGUAAACAUAAAUUGGAAAGCUCUGGCUUACCAAGGGGUUGUCUCCUUUAUAAAACCCUUCAGGCUCAGAUGCUGGACAUGCUGGAUAUUGAAGGACUCUACCCUUUGUACAGCAGAGUUGAACAGUACUUAGAGGAAUUUCCUGAAGAGAGAAGUACAUUACAGAUAGAUGGACCUUACAAUGAAGCAUUUUAUGAGAAGCUGCUAGAUCUUUCAAUGGAAGAUGAUGGGACAGUAGCGUUUGCAUUAACAAAGGUGCAGCAGUACAGAAUAGCAAUGACUGCUAAGGACUGCUCUAUCAUGAUUGCCCUUUCACCCUGUCUACAAGAUGAAUGCUCUGAGCAGAGACCCAUGGUACUAACGUCCAAAUCAAGAUUCACCUUUUCUGUUUCUGUCCUGGACCUCGAUCUAAAACCAUAUGAAAGCAUUCCUCAUCAGUACAAACUUGAUGGCAAGAUAGUGAACUAUUAUUUGAAGAAUGUACAGGCCAAAGAUGACCCAGUUAUGUCCAAUCUCUUAAAGGAGAAUGAAGACUGCACAUUAGUUCUCCAUAAAGUGUAACAGUUUCCUUAAGGUUAUUUUUAUUCAAACACACUAGAAAGUGAAAGAUUAAUGGAAUACAAUUAUGGUGAUUUUUUUCUAUCGUGUUCAGUGGAUUUUUCAGCUGUGAAUGUUUUUGCUUUAAGAACUGAUUUCUAAUUGGUAUGCCUUUUCAAAGACAUGGAAUAGCACUAAAACAUGCAUUUACUAUAUAACCUUAAUGAAUGUAUUUAAUAUGACAGAACAGAUAAUGUGCCAUACCUUGGGACUAGAGGACAGAUCAAAUUAAUACUAGAAUUCAACUUCCUUAGAAUUGAAAGAGCACAGAAUUAAAGGUUUUGAAGUAUUGCACUAAUGUAGAAAGCUGAAUUAACAAGAGAUUUGCCUUGGAGCUUGUGCUUUGAGUCUCACUCAUACCUGCUAGGAAGAGGGAAUGCUCUGAUAAAACCUAAUAUAAAACUUUAGCAUUAAGUUCAUUGAAAAUACAACUGAAGUGGCUACUCACGUGUUACUGAUCUAUGGAACUACCAUGUUAGUGCAGAACACUUAAGUACUAAUGCAUGAGAUUAAGAACACCAGACUGCCUCCAGAGGUUCUGUGAUCACCUUGUACCUACCUAAAGCAUCUGAAACUAAGUGAAAGGGUUAAAGGUAAGCAUCUUUUGAAUUUUAUGCAAUAGCUGGGCUUAGCUCAUCUGACAUACUGGUCUUUUUUAUUUUCUAUUCGUUGUAUGCUGCUAUUGAAGGUGAAACCACAGCUCACUCUUACCUAAUUUAAAUUGAGCUAUAAGAAUAAUAUAUUCUGAAUUUUACAGAUUAUUUCAGGUCUUUCAGAUUGUGUCAAACAUUGGCAUUAUUUCACAGAUACCCCAUGUACUGCAUAGCGGGACCAGCUGCUUUCAGGCUUGUUCUUUUUAAGUGACACAGAAAAAAGGUGGUGGUAUCUGAUUUUCUGAAGCAGCAGGGUCACUUGUUCAUGACGACUACUGGAGCUGAGCUUGGAUCACACUUGAGCAAUUUAACAAUGGCUUUACUGUGUAAACAUUGGUGUGUGCAGCUGAAGUCUUGUGAGAUGUUGCAGUAAAAGCCAUCCUCGGGGAAGAUCCUGAGCUGGAGACUGAGGAUAUAUUCAAAACUGAGGGUAGUACACAGACUUUUCCCAUACACUUGGGGAUUACGCCCCCUGAAAUGUGCAAAGAGAUGCUAUUCAGGCUCCAGUGAACUGCUGUUACCUGGACAUGAUGUGUGCUUACCGGUAAUGUUUUUCAAAAUAGUGUAGGUUAACAUUUAAAAAAAUAUAUUUAUGUUGGGAUCUCAGUGUAAUGUUUGAAUUGUUCCAUUUUACCUGAAAUUCAAAAACCGAAGCCAGGAAACCCUGUAUAUUGGUACAACUCAAGGAAGAAACAUGAACUACAGAUUACCACCCCUCCCACAGCAGUGAGGCUUUGCUGUGGCCAGCAACCCCUGUUAGCAGUGUCUUGUAUCCUGCUCCCAGGUGACAGUGUGCCUGUCUGGGACAGGCUCGUGGGCUGCUCUCACUGAAAUGUGAUACUACAACAGUGCAAUAAGCUGGUAGCUGACAGUGGUAAUAACUCCUUCUUUCCAAAGAAAACCUGAGGGGGAGGGAGUUGUUUCUAAAUCCAGAAAUCCUUCAUUAGGCAAGAGGAAGAAGGAAGGACUAUCCACAGCUGGAAAUUUUUCAGGUCUUUACGCUGUAACUUCACACACAUUUCAUGUGCAACUAAUGCAUGUGCUUGAUCAGUUUCAUUUUUAUGCACGAGGGAGGUAAAGACAAAAUAAACUAAAGGUUACACAAAAAUAGCUCAAGCAGUAACAUGUCAGUGGAUAAAGUAGCAAUGGAUUUUGCCUGUCUCCUGGAUUCCAAACUUUAAAUUAGUCUGCCUUAUAUCUAACAAGAUAUUUUAUUAUAGAGUUGCUGUUCAUCAAAACUUAGUCUGUGACAUUGCUCAGCUGUAUGCUCUGACAGAAACACAUCUGGCCUGUCAGUUUUUCCUGACCUACGAGAACAGUGGGAGACUAAUUCAGUGAUCAAAUAGUGGAUUAUUCAAAUUAUGAUAUUAUAAACACACUGUUGCUUUAGUUCUUGUUUCUCCACCUAUUUCACCAUUGCUAUAAAAUACUUUGUGAUAAACAGAGCAGGCAGUUGUACUGCUUUUGUAUAGUUAGAGCAGCUGUGGACUCGAAAAGAGGGCCUCUUAAUAUUACUCAAGAAUCCACAGUUCUUAUUUUUGGCUCCCUGAUUCCAGGAACAACUGUUGCUCCCUGCCUAAGAAGGACAUGACUUACAGUUGUACAGGUUUGCUUUGGAAAAAUGUUGGGUUGCGAGAGCUAGUCCGGAGCAGGAACUCUCUUGAAAAAUGCUGGGAGUUCACGAAUGAUCUGAUGAUACAUCUGACAGAAGUGAAGGAAGAUUACAUCUGUCUAAUCUGUUUUGUUUCUUCAGGGAUGAAUGUAUGAAAUGUGAUGCUUUUGUAAUGUGUUACCUACUAGAAUUUCCCCCUAGAAGUAGGAAAUCAAACCCAAGUACUGCAGUGAGCAGUAGUUAACUCGCCCAACUCUCUUUGCAGAAGUGUAGUGGUCCUUUCUUGUUGUCUCUACUCAACACAUACAUUGUGGAAAAAAGUUACUUCAUACAGUUAUACCUUUUUUUUUAAGCAUAGCAUGUCUUUGAAAUCUCACAUUGUCUACUUCCACCCUAAUUUAAGGAGAAAGCUAUUUAACUCCUUGUUCCAGGAGUCUCUUACUGUUCUCUUGUCAUUUUAUAAUCACUGUACUUUUACAGAGCUGUGAAAUGAAAUGGAUUUUUAUGGAUUGGACAGUGCAUGAUCUUUUAACACUUUCCAGGUAUCUAGAAAAUGUUAAGAUGAUAAACCACUCUGGUACAUUAAUGAUUCAGAAAGAUAAAUUUAUAAUUAAAUCACUCUGUACAUGUAACUAUUUUAUUUGGCAUUUUUGUAUUUAAAAGGCUGUAUUUAUUUUCAUGUCAUGACAAUUUAUAUAUAACGUGCCAUAAUUGUACAGAUAGCAUGUUUUAUGAGUAUGGUUUCUAAAUGGAAAAUAACUUAAUGUUUAUAUUCAAUAAAAUUAUAGACUGUGUAACACAAUAUCUUAAUUAAAACUACUUUUGAAAUUGCUA
This is a messenger RNA of Phalacrocorax carbo (great cormorant), 4816 nucleotides long. Lineage: Eukaryota; Metazoa; Chordata; Aves; Suliformes; Phalacrocoracidae. The record is from RefSeq and is a predicted model, not a curated record.